AAGCCAACAGUGAGACAUGCGACACGUGACAUAGAAUUUAUUUUCCUCUAACUGCUUACUGACUAACCCGGCAUCAUACCGCCGCCUGCAAAACCCUCCACCAAAAAAGCAGGCGUCCGUCAAAACCGAAGACAACACCAUGAGCCCACCAUCACCAGGUCUUCACGAAACAUAAUACAUCACACUCUCAUGAGCCGUUGUCGACUCCCGCUUCGGUGCUGUCACCCAGUCGCCGCCGCUCGCCAAUCCGCCCCACCACCAUCCCUCCCGUUCCUCUACCAAACUCGCUCGAUCUACAGCCCCGCCAACAGCAACAAUAAGAGCACUAGAAGAGGAGGCGGAGGAUGGAACGGCGAUGGUGGUAGAGAUAGCAUGGUUGGCGAAGAUAUACCAUUCGAAAACGCAUCACUAAAUGUAGAGGACUCAUCGGAUCCUUUCGCAUAUCUCUACACCCCACCACCAAAGCCAAUUGACCGACGUCCGCCACCCCCGAUCUUCGCCGCAGCUCCACGGACAAAGCGACCUCACCACGACGCCGAGUUCCCACGGUCUUCAAUCACCCUUCGAGAGCGCGAAAUCUUCACCCGUAUCUUCGAGAGCAUCCUCAACACUCCAUCAGCAUCCAACCGAACCUCUCCUCUCGCAAAAUCCUUCGAUGCCACGCCACGAGCCCGUGGACUCCCGCCGCCGCCGGCGCUGACCGAUCUUUUUACGAGCACCAUCGGCCCGCAGAGCACGGGGGGAAAUCUCAGUUUUGCGCCACAGCAGCUGGCAAGUCAGCGUGAAGGAGCAACCGCAGCCAUGGCAUUAGUCUCUACAUUCGCCUCAUACCCACCCUCGUUGCGUGCUGCUGCAGCACGCGCAGCAGGUCUCAAAGACUGGGCGACGGUGCAGAAACUCGAGGCACAGAUCGAUGUCGAAGCCCUCGAAGCAAAGAAACGGAGUCUCCGCGCUUGCUUCAGCGAUGUCAAAGUCCUACAAUGGAUGGAAACACAUGUUUACCCAUUACCUAACGACCACUCUGCUCCCGAAGCGUCAUUCUACGCAGAGCUCUUGGCUGAGGCUAUGGAUAUCUUCCGGCGGGACUACAACGACCUCGGCAGCGUGGUAGCCGUCUUCGAGCGCGCGAAAUCCCUCGGCGCAGAGUCCUACGUCCUUGGUUGUACCAGUGCGGUCUAUAACCGCACACUCGCCGCAGUGUGGGAUGGCUUCGGCGAUAUCAUGCGUGUGCGUGAUCUCGUCGAGGAGAUGACUGUCAACGCCGUUGGUGGAGACGUCCAUACCGCCGAGAUCCUCAAGAAGAUCUGCGAUAACGUCGAUUCUACCUUCUCUGGGGAGAAGGGCGAGCUGGCCGCUAUGAUGGUCGGACGACAGGAGAUGGAAUGCGUGGACUACCUGCGGAAGAGGGCCAGGAGACUCGAGGUUAACGGAACCCUCGACAAGCCGCCGGAGAUCCAGGCUAGAGAGCGUGAGGAACGAGAGGCUGCCGCUCUGGAGAAGGGGGCGAAAACUAGGACUGCUAGAAUGAUGUCUGCGCUCAAGGGGCGGAGUGCUGUGAAGAGGCUGGAUGUAGGUCCCGGACGGAGUGCGGCGGGUGCGGGACGGGGUGCGGGUCGAGAUGAUAGGCAGCAGGAGGGACGUAGAGUAGAGGGGAGGCGAGGACUCACCGGAAGGAAACCGAAUUUCCCCGGCCGCGCUUCGGCGUCAGAUAUUCGGACAAGACAAGAUGCUAGUAAAAUAUGGAACAGAGGAAAGGAGGAGUAGGGGGCAGCGAUAUGCUAGAUUUUUUUCCCGCUAUACUUGCUUACUUGCCUGUUUGCUUGAUUUGCAUUUCGGGAUUUGGUGCUAUAGAUUGUGUGUAUAAAAGCUGGGUUGGGUUUGGGAUGCCGAUUGCCUGUGGGUAGGAGAUGGAUGGGAAUGGUAUUGUACGAUAUGAUUCAACGAUGGUGAAUGGACAGAUUGCUUUCAUGAAAG
This is a messenger RNA of Tricharina praecox, 1974 nucleotides long. RefSeq lists its product as uncharacterized. Gene Ontology annotation, cellular component: mitochondrion. The record is from RefSeq and is a predicted model, not a curated record. Lineage: Eukaryota; Fungi; Ascomycota; Pezizomycetes; Pezizales; Pyronemataceae. Bases 190 to 1764 code for a protein of 524 amino acids. The transcript has a single exon.